AAAUAACAGUGUUUAAGAAUCAUUCCAUGCGAAAGGUUGUUCGUUUUGAAAAUUCUUUUUGAAGCUUAUCUUAAAAAUGAGUGCAAUUGCACUUUUAAUUUUUAUUAGCUUCUUUGGGGUGGAAGUGAUUGCGGAAUAUAUCGUUCCCGAACCAACUAUUGAAGUUUUUCAUCCUAAAGGAUUUACUGUUUCUAUACCAGAUGAUGGCGAAAUAAAAUUAUUUGCUUUUCACGGAAAGAUCAACGAAGAAUUCGAUGGAAGAGAAGCCGGGACGUUUGCUAGAGAUAUAACAUUAGCAAAAAAUGGAAAAUGGACCUUUACAGANCAAUUACAGUAA
Onthophagus taurus is the source of this 337-nucleotide messenger RNA. The record is from RefSeq and is a predicted model, not a curated record. NCBI's taxonomy places the organism in Eukaryota, Metazoa, Arthropoda, Insecta, Coleoptera, Scarabaeidae.